GUUGGUUUUCUUUGAAUCCCAUUGGCAAUUGUUCAACCACUUGAGUUCUGGUGUUUGACGAAUUUGCGCGCGUGGUUGCCGUUCGCUGUUUCACGAUUAACGCGGAACUUCCAAGUCUACAGCUAUUCGCGUAAGUGAGGAUGCUGUCUUGAACAAGUCACCAUGAAGGGCCCUUUUUCGCGCAUCCCCGCUAUGUUAUGGCCGCGGACUAGCAGCCUAUACACGCAAUUACCCUCACAUGGCCUCAGCGAAUAUGGCGCGCCUCACACGCCUUACACGGAUUCUUCGCCCUUGGGUUCGCCGCGGCUCACUUCGGCGUCAUGGCGAAAUCUCAAACGAACAACUUCACAAUCCAGACUCAGCAUGGGGUUACGGCGAAUUUCGACCAAGAGGAUUUUGGCCAUAUGCGCCUUCCUAUUUAUCGUACUUAUACUCAUUGUGAGAGGGAAGUAUCAGGAGCGACAGCGACGCAUUGAAGAAGAGGCGCGGGAGCGGGAGAAGCAAAGGAAUCCAUUUCCUUGGGCUAAUUUCACCAGAUUAGACGGCUUCUACUCAGGUAUACGCACACUGAUUAAAUACGACGAAUGUGUCCAGGAGCAGAACGCCAUACCGCACCUCGCUAUGAAGGUACAUCCAGCUCCCCCUCUCGAUCCAGUCAAGGUGGAUCCCUAUAUCAAGUCCUCUGAUCACCUCAAGGAGUACUACCCGGUGAGCCCCUGCUUCCUCGACGAAGAUGAGCAGGUGCCGGCGCCAGAUGUGUUCGCAUACCCCGGCAUACCCACCAACAUGACGGGACCAUAUUUUGGGUCCUACGAAGAGAUAGGCGUGAAGGCAGAUCGCUGCUGGGAGCGCUUCGGGCGAUUUGGACCAUACGGAUACAGCUACAACAAACCCGAGCGGGGGCUUGGUCUUUCAAAGAGUUCGGAAAGAUCUGGGGCAGACAAGGUGGAGGCCAUGUUUCGCAAGGUGGACUACACGCGAGUCAAUUGGGGCAAGGCACAAAAACGGUGCUUCGAGAAGAACAAGCAUCGGUUUGACUCGAAUGCGAAGCCGCCCAAAGAUCAAGACGAGAAAGGGGCCGCUAAGAAGAAGGCACUCCCGAGGAACGCAUACGUGCUGCGAACAUGGACAGGGUACGACUACUCCGACAUUCAAAUGUUGUCACUGCGAGCCAUGGUCAACGAGUUGUCCCUCAAGUCGGGCGGGGAGUACGACGUACACCUCCUGGUACAUGUCAAGGACACCACACUUCCCAUCUGGGCGUCAGAAGAAAUCUACCAACAAGUCCUCCAGAAGAAUGUGCCCGAAGAGUUCUGGGGCAUAACAACCCUGUGGUCAGAGCAGCAGAUGAAAACCUACUACCCUGGGCCGUAUCCCGCCAAGGACCAAUUCGAGAACCACUCCGGCCAAGACAUCUUUGGCGUCUACCGCUCAGCGCACUGGGCUCUCCAAUGGUUCGCACAGCAACAUCCCGAGUACGAGUUCUUCUGGAACUGGGAGAUGGACGUCCGCUAUCUGGGCCACUACUACGAAUUCCACAAUGGCGUUUCCUCGUGGGCUGACAAGCAGCCCCGUAAACUGCUCUGGGAGCGUAGUUCGCGCUGGUGGAUCCCGAGUCUACAUGGCUCUUACGAGGAUUUCUCCCGCAUCGUGGAGCGAGAAACGGCAGCCAGCGGUGCGAAGCCCAUUUGGGGCUCCGUUGAAUUCCCCACGGCCGGGUUAGGCAUGCUGCCCUCGCCUAAUGGCACUACACCGCCAACUCCGUUCGAAGAGGAUAACUACGACUGGGGCGUCUUCGAGCCCGCCGACCUCAUCACCUUCGACCCACUUUUCGAUCCUGCAACGUCAAGCUGGGGAUACCAGCUCGACGUGACGGGGUAUAAUCGCACGCUUGCGCCGCCGCCUCGCAGAGCAGCAAUCGUCACCAUCGCGCGCCUUUCGCGCCGCCUUCUCAAUAGCAUGCAUGAAGAGACCUGGCGCAUGCGGCAUACCAUGUUCCCCGAGAUGUGGCCCCCCAGCGUGGCUCUACACCACGGCAUGAAGGCUGUCUACGCGCCGCACCCGGUGUACUUUGAUCGAGUGUGGCCGCUCGAACACCUCGAUGGUGUGUUUAAUCAUCCCAAGCUGCCUGAGGGGUCGCCUUUUGGUGGCGGUGAGCAUAAUCACCAAGGGAGCAGCUUUUACUACAAUGCUGGGUUUAGCGGCGCUCUGUGGAGAAGGUGGCUCGGUGCUGUGGAGGCCGGGAAUGGGGGAUAUGAGUUUGAGGAGCCCGGAACGGGGAGGAUGUGUAUGAGGGGGUUGUUACAUCAUCCGAUUAAGUGGGAGAGGGUGGCUUAGAAGCAGCGAGUUUGGGGUAUUCACAUUGGCAUUUGGUGUUACGGCGUCGUGUGGGAAUUGGCCCGUGGCGGUUAGGUUUAGUAAUCAUAAUGCACUAUGACGAUCUCUUUUUGUGGCUACGCGGGUCGAUGGUAUGGUGCAAGGCAUAAUGUAUAUAUGGACUAAACAGGUGACUGCGAACAUGGUCGUAUAUUAGAUGAUGGCA
Messenger RNA from Pseudomassariella vexata, 2542 nucleotides. RefSeq lists its product as uncharacterized. NCBI's taxonomy places the organism in Eukaryota, Fungi, Ascomycota, Sordariomycetes, Amphisphaeriales, Pseudomassariaceae. The transcript is spliced from 2 exons. The coding region runs from base 163 to 2337 and encodes 724 amino acids. The record is from RefSeq and is a predicted model, not a curated record.